Eptesicus fuscus (big brown bat) is the source of this 2175-nucleotide messenger RNA. It is a transcript of the gene PLPPR4, whose product is annotated as phospholipid phosphatase related 4. Gene Ontology annotation, molecular function: phosphatidate phosphatase activity. The record is from RefSeq and is a predicted model, not a curated record. NCBI's taxonomy places the organism in Eukaryota, Metazoa, Chordata, Mammalia, Chiroptera, Vespertilionidae. The transcript is spliced from 7 exons. Gene Ontology annotation, biological process: phospholipid metabolic process; signal transduction; phospholipid dephosphorylation. The coding region runs from base 1 to 2175 and encodes 724 amino acids.
AUGUCGGCGAAGGAGAGGCCAAAGGGCAAAGUGGUCAAGGACAGCGUCACCCUCCUGCCCUGCUUCUAUUUUGUGGAGCUGCCGAUCCUGGCCUCGUCGGUGGUCAGCCUGUACUUCCUGGAGCUCACGGACGUCUUCAAGCCCGUGCACUCGGGGUUCAGCUGCUAUGACCGCAGCCUCAGCAUGCCGUACAUCGAGCCCACCCAGGAGGCCAUCCCGCUCCUCAUGCUGCUGAGCCUGGCUUUCGCGGGGCCUGCGAUUACGAUCAUGGUGGGGGAAGGCAUUCUCUACUGCUGCCUGGCCAAGAGGAGGAGCGGCGUGGGCCUGGAGCCCAACAUCAACGCGGGGGGCUGCAACUUCAACUCCUUCCUCAGGAGGGCCGUCCGGUUCGUCGGUGUCCACGUGUUCGGCCUGUGCUCCACGGCCCUCAUCACGGACAUCAUCCAGCUGUCCACGGGGUACCAGGCGCCCUACUUCCUGACGGUGUGCAAGCCCAACUACACCUCCCUGAACGUCUCCUGCAAAGAAAACUCCUACAUCGUGGAGGACAUCUGCUCGGGCUCGGACCUCACCGUCAUCAACAGCGGCAGAAAAUCAUUCCCGUCCCAGCACGCGACCCUCGCUGCCUUUGCCGCUGUGUACGUGUCGAUGUACUUCAACUCCACGUUAACGGACUCCUCGAAGCUCCUGAAGCCCCUCUUGGUCUUCACGUUCGUCAUCUGCGGCAUCAUCUGCGGGCUGACGCGGAUAACGCAGUACAAGAACCAUCCCGUCGACGUCUACUGUGGCUUCUUGAUCGGAGGAGGAAUCGCGCUGUACUUGGGCCUGUACGCCGUGGGGAACUUCCUGCCGAGCGAGGAGAGCCUGCAGCACCGGGAGGCCCUGCGGUCGCUGGCCGACCUGCACCCCGACGCCAGCCGCGUGCUGGCGGCCAAGGCCGGGGCGGGCUGCGACGGCAUCGCGCACACCGAGGGCAUCCUGGCCCGCACGCCCCGCGACGCCGCCGGCGCGCUGUCCAGCCUCAAGCGCGCCAACGCCGACGUGGAGAUCAUCACGCCGCGCAGCCCGCUGGGCAAGGAGAACAUGGUGACCUUCAGCAACACGCUGCCGCGCGCCAGCACGCCGUCCGGGGAGGACCCGGUGCGCCGCCACGCCAGCAUCCACGCCUCCAUGGACUCGGCGCGCUCCAAGCAGCUGCUGAGCCAGUGGAAGAGCAAGAACGAGAGCCGCAAGCUGUCCCUGCAGGUCCUGGAGCCCGAGCCGGGCCAGUCGCCGCCCCGCGCCGUCGAGAUGCGCUCCAGCUCGGAGCCCGUGCGCGUGGGCGUGAACGGCGACCACCACGGGCCGGGCGCCCAGUACCUCAAGAUCCAGCCGGGGCCCGGGCCCGUGUGCAACAGCGUGCCCGGGGGGCCCCGCGUGUCCAUCCAGUCCCGCCCCGCCUCCUCGCAGCUGGUGCACAUCCCCGAGGAGGCGCACGAGGCCCUGGGCGCGUCCCCCAAGAGCAGCUCGGCGCGCGCCAAGUGGCUGAAGGCGGCCGAGAAGAGCGUGGCCUGCAGCCGGGGCGGCGGCCAGCCGCGCAUCAUGCAGGUCAUCGCCAUGUCCAAGCAGCAGGGCGUCCUGCAGGGCGGCCCGCCGGGCGCCGACGGCGGCGGCAGCGGGGUCCCCUGCGCCGGCUCCAUCCGCUACAAGGCGCUGGCGGACCACGAGCCGGGCGGCGGCGGCGGCGGCGGCGGCAUCGUGCGGGUGGAGGCGCACCCCGAGAACAGCCGGCCGGUCAUCCAGAUCCCCGCGUCCACCGAGGGCGAGGGCAGCGGCUCCUGGAAGUGGAAGGCGCCCGAGAAGGGCAGCCUCCGCCAGACGUACGAGCUCAACGACCUGAACCGGGACUCGGAGAGCUGCGAGUCGCUGCGGGACAGCUUCGGCUCCGGGGACCGCAAGCGGGGCAACAUCGAGGGCGGCGAGCACCACCACCAUCACGCCGUCACCACCAUCCGCGUCACCCCCGUCGAGGGCAGCGAGGGCGGCUCCGAGACGCUGUCCGUCUCGUCCUCGCGCGACUCCACGCUCCGCCGGAAAGGCAACAUCAUCCUGGUCCCGGAGAGGAGCGGCAGCCCCGAGCACACGAGGAACAUCUUCUACAAGGGCACCUCCCCCACGCGCGCCUACAAGGACUGA